Messenger RNA from Staurois parvus, 256 nucleotides. The record is from the annotation of a GenBank genome assembly. Lineage: Eukaryota; Metazoa; Chordata; Amphibia; Anura; Ranidae.
AUCAGCUGUGUCCAAUCACAGCUAAUUGUACUGAUGAUCAGUGCCCUGAUGAUCAGUGUAGCCCCAUCAGUGCCACCUGUCAGUGCCCUUCGAUGCCACCUGUCAGUGCCCAUCAGUGCACAUCAAUGACACAUAUCAGUGCCUACCAGUGCACAUCAAUGCCACAUAUCAGUGCCCAUCAGAACUCCCUUUCAGUGCCAACUAUCAGUUCCACUUAAAAGUUCCAGUCAGCGCCGCCUAUCUGUUCCAAUCAGCG